Messenger RNA from Staurois parvus, 1995 nucleotides. Lineage: Eukaryota; Metazoa; Chordata; Amphibia; Anura; Ranidae. The record is from the annotation of a GenBank genome assembly.
AUGGUGCCCACCUGCAAUGCCCUGGCUCGCAAGCCUGACAAGCUCACCAUCUUACGCAUGGCAGUGUCUCAUAUGAAGUCUCUGAGGGGUACCGGAAACACGUCCACUGAUGGCUCCUAUAAGCCGUCCUUCUUGACCGAUCAGGAGUUGAAGCAUCUUAUCUUGGAAGCUGCGGAUGGUUUCCUAUUUGUGGUAUCCUGCGAGACGGGCCGGAUCGUCUACGUGUCUGAUUCUGUGACUCCGGUUCUCAAUCAGCCUCAGACCGAGUGGUUUGGGAGCUCCUUGUAUGACCAGGUCCAUCCAGAUGACGCGGACAAGCUGCGGGAACAGUUAUCUACAGCAGAGAAUGCCAUGACAGGACGCAUUUUGGAUUUGAAAACCGGCACAGUGAAGAAAGAGGGCCAGCAGUCCUCUAUGAGGAUGUGUAUGGGUUCCCGGAGGUCGUUUAUCUGUAGGAUGAGGUGUGGAAACACUGCGGUUGACCCCGCCUCCAUGAACAGGCUGAGUUUUUUGAGGAACAGAUGCAGAAACGGUCUGGGCCCACCCAAGGACGGGGAGCCGCAGUUUGUGGUUGUGCACUGCACAGGAUAUAUCAAAGCUUGGCCACCUGCAGGUGUUUCCUUACCAGAUGAUGACCAGGAAACUGGACAGAGCAAGUUCUGCCUGGUGGCUAUUGGCAGAUUGCAGGUGACAAGUUCUCCUAACUGUACAGAUAUGAAUAGUGUAUGCCAGCCAGUAGAGUUCAUCUCCCGACACAACGUCAAUGGCAUGUUCACAUUUGUUGACCAUCGGUGUGCUGCCACCGUGGGCUACCAACCACAGGAACUCCUGGGGAAGGACAUAGUGGAGUUUGCCCACCCAGAAGACCAGCAGCUUCUCAGAGACAGUUUUCAGCAGGUGGUGAAAUUAAAAGGCCAGGUGUUGUCUGUCAUGUUUCGGUUCCGGUCCAAAAACCGUGAUUGGCUGCUGAUGAGAACCAGCUCAUUCACCUUUCAGAACCCGUAUUCCGAUGAAAUAGAAUAUAUCAUCUGCACAAACACCAACGUGAAGAAUACCAGUCAGGAGGCGCGACCUGCUCUCUCCAGCACUAUUCCGAGGCCUCCACUAAGUCAGAGUAUCUCCCACCCUCUGGAAAUGGGCUCUGGGCAGCUUGCCACCAGGCAGCAGCCUCCGCCGCAAGCUGAACUGGAUGUUGUAAGCAGCAGAGAUAAUCUGGGCUCAUACAAUCACACACAGGCCCCAGUGCAGCCAAUAGCGACAGCAGUUUCUGAUCACAGCAAAAGCCUGGAGAAAUCCGAUUCUCUCUACUGCCAGGAGAGAGAUCCCAGGUUUGCUGAAAUCUACAGUGGCAUCAACUCAGACCAGAACAAAGCACUUAACCCCAGUGGGGUCCCUGGCAACCAGCAGCUUUUCCCGCAAGCCAGCACUUUCACCCCGGCCCCCCGUCCCGUGGAUAACUUCAGGAAUAGUGGAAUGGUCUCUCCAGCCAACAUAAUCCAGCAGCCUGUUUCUGCCGGUCAGAUCCUGGCUCAGAUAUCGCGGCACACAAGCCCAACGCAAGUCACCGGCACCAACUGGAGCUCAGCCGCAAGGCCAUCCUUCACCUCCCAGACUAGAAAGACCCAAUCUCCUCCAUUCGGUAUGGGCAACUUCCAGACAACACCCACCAACUUCAGCCCGUUGUCCUCCCAGAGUUCCACAUCCUCUCCAGCCGGAGCUGCCUAUCCUAACCUAGCCAACAGGACCAACAGCUUUGCUACAGAAGUGGGACAGCCACGGGUUUCAUUCCAGACGCGGGCUGCCGAUGCAGUAGGAGUUUGGCCUCAGUGGCAGAGUCAGCACCAUGGGCCAAACACCGCAGACGCACAUGUCCAGGCACAAGCCAGCCAAUCAGAAGUUUUCCCUGACAUGCUGUCCAUGCUUGGAGACCAGACCUCAAGCUACAACAGCGAAGAGUUUUCCGAGCUCAACAUGUUCCAGUCUUUUGCGGAGUAG